Molecule: messenger RNA, 6356 nt
Organism: Melanotaenia boesemani (Boeseman's rainbowfish)
Lineage: Eukaryota; Metazoa; Chordata; Actinopteri; Atheriniformes; Melanotaeniidae
Product: FYVE and coiled-coil domain-containing protein 1-like
Exons: 18
Coding region: 107-4567 (1486 amino acids)
Biological process (GO): plus-end-directed vesicle transport along microtubule; positive regulation of autophagosome maturation
Cellular component (GO): autophagosome; lysosome; late endosome
Molecular function (GO): metal ion binding
Source: RefSeq, a predicted model, not a curated record
CCCACCUCUUAUUCUAGCAAGUUUCUACUUCAUCACACAGAAACUGGAUAACCUCGGAUAAUUUUACUCAUCAAAAUUUCUUGAGUACAUCACCCCUCUGCCCACAAUGGCUUCCUCCUCCUCCUCCUCCUCGUCGGUUGGAGAUAAACAGCUGCAGAGGAUAAUCAGAGAUCUGCGUGAUGCUGUUGUUGAGUUGAGUAAAGAACACAAGGGAUCUGGUGAACCCAUAACUGAUGACAGCGCCAGUCUGCACAAGUUUUUCUAUAAGCUAGAAUACCUUCUGCAGUUUGACCAGAAAGAGAAGACAACCUUUCUUGGCCAGAGAAAAGACUACUGGGAUUACUUCUGCGACUGCCUGAUUAAGAUCAAGGGAGCUAACGAUGGCAUCCGUUUUGUAAAGUCCAUCCCUGAGUUGAAGACAUCACUAGGGAAAGGAAGGGCCUUCAUCCGCUACUCCCUCGUUCACCAGCGUCUUGCUGACACUCUGCAGCAGUGUCUCAUAAAUCAGAAGGUCACAAGUGACUGGUAUUAUGCCCGGAGUCCUUUCCUCAAGUCUCAUCUCACUGCUGAUAUAAUCAACCACCUUUAUGAGCUCAACCAGAUCCAGUUUGAUGUGGCAGCCAGAGGUUAUGACCUUGAUGCAGAUUGGCCAACAUUUGCAAGGCGAACAUUAGGAACUGGCUCGGCGGCUUUUCUAUGGAAACCUCCAAGUCGUUGUUCCAGCAUCAACAGUCUGGUUAGCAGCUUUUCACACCCACAGACACAGGAGUUUGUCCCAGUCCCAGAAUUAAGUCAAAGUCUGUUUGGUGAACUGGGAGAGCCAUCUCCCUGCAGCAUUGCAGAAGACCUCCGUAUCGAGCUUGACCAGUCUGAGCUCAAACAGCAGGAGCUUUUGGUUCGGGUUCAAGAGUUGAGCAAAGAGUCGGCUGAACUGAAAAGUGUCGUUAAAGACCUCCAAGGCCAGUUGUCAUCUCAAACAUCUUGCACUUCAGCAUCUGCAGCAAUCCAAAGUGAACAAGAAACAAGUAAUGAGGACAAAGUAAAUCUCCAUCAAAGUAGCAGGAAAUCGUCUGUCACUGACUUAAAAGAGAGACUUGCAGCUACUGAAAACAAAAAUAUGGAGCUCCUUUCUAAGUUAGACGAGGCUCUUAAAGAAAAGGGACAACAAGCUGCCAGCUACUGUGACUCAGCCUGGAAAAUCCAGGAACUUCUGGAAAAACUCAAGGCUGCAGAAGAGGAGAGGUUGGAUGCAAAGAGAGAAGCCGAGGACGAAAUCAGGCACUCUGAGCUUCUGUCACAGGAACUAAAACUCAGAGAAGAGGAGUUGAGGAACAGUGAGGCGAAGCUAGCUGAAGUGAAAGCAGGAGCCCAUGAGGAACGGGAGGCGGCACUCACGCGGUUAGAGGAACUCCAAAGUGCGGUCGGUCGAAUUCAGGGAGCACUUACUGUAAAAGAGAAGGAGACAGGAAACUUGAGAGCCCAGCUUCAGGAUCUGCAAGCCUCUCUGGAGUCCAGAGAACGGCAGGCAGAGGAUUUGAGGAAAAGACUGCAGGAGGAGAGGGAGGAGGUAGAGCAGAGAUAUGGUAUGACUACCAGCCAGAGUGAAGAAUUUGACAGUCAGAUGCUGGAUUUAAGAAAAACUCUAAAAAACAGAGAGAAGGAGCUAGCUGCUAGUUCAGAAAGGAUCAAACAUUUAGAGGAGCAGCUAGAGAAGCUUAAUGUUGAAAGAGAAAUGAUUUGCUCUCAACUUGAUGAUAAGGAUAUCAGUGUCUGUGAUGAAACUGUCAACACUGGGGACUACAAAACCCAGUGCAGCAGUCUCAUGGAAAUUAACACAAAGCUUCUCCAAAGGAUUAGUAAGAGCGAGGCGAGCAUGUCAGAGCUGACUGAGAGCAGGGCUGCCCUGUUAGACCAGCUGGCCACUUUGAAGGCCUCUGAGAAACACUUUAAGGGUAGAGUUGAAGCUGCAAACAUGAGUGUGGAAGACAGAGAGAAGAGCCUUUUAGAUGAAAACCUGCACCUUCAGGAGACUUUUCAAAAGAUACUUAUCCAGAAGGAAGAAUCAGAUAGUCAUAUGAAGAAGUUAGAACUUGAGAAUACAAAGCUUUUAGAUGCCCAAUCAUCAUUGAAUAAGCACUUAGCCAUAAACCAACAGAAACUGGACUCCCUCACUACCAAAGCUGAAAAGUUGGAGAAGAGCCUCACAGUUUCCCAAAGAGGCCACGUGGAGUUACUUGAAAAACUUCACGAGACUGAAGCUAAGCUGAGAGAGCAGACUGUGAAAUGUCAUCUCCUUCAGGCAAGAAGAGAUGAGGUGGAGAGCAGGACUGGAGAGGUGCAUGAUGAAAAGGGAGCUGCAGAGAGCAAUGAAAAAAUGCAGAAGCUUCACACUGAACAUCAGAACUCCUCAUUAGAGAUGAAAGAGGCCCCGAUCAGGCUGGUUAUAGCUGAAGCUCAACUGGAACUCAACCUUAGAGAGGUAACCAGACUCAGAGAAGAGGUGGUGGAGCUUAGGGCUCAACUCCUGGCAGGAAAUGAGGAGAGGAUGAAGAUUGAGGCACUUCAGGAGGUGACAGAGGCCUCCAAAGAGGAUCUCCGUGUUUUAGCAGAUCAACUGAAGGUCCAGGCUGAGGAGCUAAACCGUCGGCAUGUGGACGAAAUUCUUCGAUCUCGGGAGCGAGAGGAGGCUCUUAUCCGUGACCGUGAUGGUGAAGCGCAAGCGCGAGCAGGUCUGGCUGCAGAGGUGACGGCCUCCAGAGAGGAGCUUGAUCAAUUAAAAUUGCGCUAUGACGCCUUGUGUUUGGAGAACAGUGAAUCUCGAGAGGCCCUUCACAGAGCCAACACGGAGACAGCAGAGCUAGGUGUGCAUGUGUGCAUGCUGACCGCUGAGAAUGAGGAGGCCCGUCUGCGUUGGGAUGGGCUGUCUGCGAGACUGCACGAGCUGGAGGAGGCGGCAGCUCAGGAGGCAGAGAGGCUGAACACCUGCAAGGAGCAGCUUUGUCAGGAGAACCAAGAGCUCCACAGUCAGCUCCGUGAUGCUGAGGAUGUGUUGGCAUCCAGACAGAAACUGCAGACAGAGAUGAACCAGACGCAACAAGAGGCCAAGGCCUCACAGGAGACGAGCCAGGAGGAGAUUCAGGUUCUCCGGUUUCAGCUCAGCAGCCAAGCCAUGUGCCAUGAAAACCAACUUCAGAGUCUUAAUCGGGAGUUACAAGAAGUGAAGGUGCAGCUGGCGACUGAGCAGGAGAAGGUAGUCAACCACGAGAACAAACUGAAGCACAUGGAGGGUACGAAUCAGAGAUAUUGCCAACAGAUUGAGGAGAAAAACAUCCAGAUGGCCGAUUCGGCAAAUCUCAUCCUGCAGAAAGAGGACGAGAUAAUUCAUCUGAAACAGAAUUUAUCAAGGUCUGAGGACAGCCUAGCAGCAGCUCAGCAAGCCUGUCAGGAGAUGGCUGAAAAUCUACGGAGGGUCACACAGGACAAACAGAGCUUCGAUCUCAAGACGGCUGCUGAACUCGAUGAUCUCUAUCGUACCAAAAUCAAUUUAGAGGAAAGACUGGUUGAGCUCAUCCGGGAAAAAGAUGCACUUUGGCAAAAGUCUGAUGCUCUGGAGUUUGAGCAGAAACUGCGUGAUGAGGAGACAGAGAGGGACGUCAACUACUGUCUAGGCUGUCAUACUCAGUUCAGCUGGUGGCUCCGUAAAUACAACUGCAGAUUGUGUGGGCGUCCCUUCUGCUACUACUGCUGCAGCAACACAGUGAGCACCCUGCAGGGCGGCAACAGAGAGCGCUGCUGUGGGGACUGCUACACCCAGCACAGUGCAGUCAUUGAGCGACACCCACAGGAGGAAAUGGUUCACAGCACGCCUGGGACACCGUUCAGCCGCUUGCUGCAGGCUGGUCGAGCCGUGGCCGGUGUUGCAGGAGGAGAUGAAGGAGGAAAGCUGGAUGAUGGUGUUUUUGACAUUAUCACAGAGGAGGAGGUGAGCGGGGUUUACGACAGUGACUCCCUCUCUUUUUCCACCGCCUGCUCUCCUGAACAUAGACAGCAGGGGGCGGCACAGCUAAACAGCAGUGCCAGUACAGGAGACAUCACAUCAGAGGAUGUUGACGGCCUCGGUGCAGCAGUACAGGAUGCAGAGAUCUGCCUUUUGAAGUCUGGAGAGCUCACGCUCUCUGUCCACUUCUCGGUGGAUGACAUCUCUGGGUUUGGGGACAGCUCCCAAGAGCUCUUCAUCAAGUCCAGCUGUUACAGCAUCAUCCCUAUAACCAUGAACUCUCCUGGUCCCACUGUCUCCUGGACGUUCACCUCCGAACCAAAGAGCAUCUCCUUCAGUGUGGUCUACAGGGAGAGUGCAGAGACUCCUCUGGAGCAGGCCAAGGUUUUGAUUCCCCUGACUCGCUGUAACUCCCACAAAGAAACAAUACAGGGAGAACUGAAAGUCAGAAACGCAGGAGAAUACACCCUCAUCUUUGACAACUCUUUCUCCAGGUUCAUUUCAAAGAAAGUGCUGUAUCAUCUGAGUCUAGACAAGCCUGUGGUCUACGAUGGAUCUGACCUUCUCUGAACGGGACAAAAGGAGCAGGUGGAACUCGGACUUCUGGGUCAAGAUGUUUACGUUCAUAAGCAUCAUUUGGAAGCAAAAUGGUGUGACUGUUCUGCUGCAAAGCAGCCUCAGUGAAAGGUUGUGGCAUUUUGAAAAUGUCUCCCUCAGCUUUGCUCAUGAGGUGUCAAACGUCAAAUGAAUUCUAAUCAAAGAGAACAAAGGUUACAAACAAUAACAGAAACAACAAUACUCUGUUGAAAGUUAGUGCGCACUACUUUUUGGAAAAGCUGGGUUAUAAGUAGGAUUAAGGAUUUAAGCAUUGCUCCAAAAUAAGCUGCUUAGUUAUGUAUAUUUAAAUAUGAAGAACUUAGUUUGCACACAGUUUGUGCACAACUGUGAGCGCAUAUCCAGAUAUUUGCAGAUAUCCAACAAAAGUUAUAUAAUAUAGAGAAACAGACAAAACCACAAUCAGUGAACCACUGGAGGUUAAUGUGACCCCAGUAACCUGGGGUUGAAUCCCAUCACUUGACUUUAAGUUCAGUUUGUAAGUAGAAAAUUUUCACUAAAGCAUUUUAGUUCUUUGUACUUGCUUAAACCCACCAUUAACACACCAUUUAAUGUAAACGUGUCUUUAUGUGGGCAAAAUUGUACUGUGGGUCUUUAUUGAUGUCCAAAAACUCCUGUGUGGAAGUUCCUUCUCAUUUCACACAUCUUAGUAAUCUUUGCCUUCAGCCAUCAUGCAUAAGAAGAGGUGGAUUUGUUUUAAUGCAGUCAUGAUGAAUCAUACGUGGAAGAAUCAGAGCUUCUGUUAAAGCUGCAGUACCAUCAUUUGCUUUCAUGGACAAAAUCCUCAGUAAACAGGAUUGAAUUGAGCCUUUCUGAUGGUUGUAGCUGAGAAUCGAGUCAAAUAUGUGUCUAGUUGGUUUCUACAAAUGCAAGAAGGUGGAUAAGAGGGGGUGGAUAUCAACAUGCAAUUUUCAGUGCUUUAAAUAUUUACUAUUUCUAGGAGCUCCACUUUAGUCAUCCCUAUUGAUAGUUUUGCUAUAAAUGCAGCAAAGAAAUGAUUGUUUCUCAAGAAAUCCUUGCAGCUGUUAGAGAAAUAGUGUUUGCUUUGGAAAAAACACAAUUUUUUACAUUUAUUUGUAGAGUGGUCUUAACAGGAGCAGAUGUCUUAGUUUUUUCUGAUGCUGUUGCUGUGUGAUAAAUCAUCACAGUUCUGUGGUGUGACCUGAUUGUCACCUGAAACCUGCAGUGUGUCAAAUAAAAAAAAAAGGAGAAAUUUCAGCCUUCAAAAAUUAUGCAAGAUAAAAAUAUAUAUAUAGCUUUUUUGCUUCAUUGUUGCUGACUGGAAAAAGGCUGAAUUAUUGCUGUUGAACAGAGAAUUGACUAAAUAUCUCCUAUUAUUCCUAUUAUAUACUUUUUAUAUUGAGAACAAAAACUGACAGAGAAAAGCAUUAAAUGCAAAUUAGAUGUUUUACACUAAUCCUAUGAGACAAGUGAUGCAUUGCCAAAUAUUCUGAAGAGAUAUGCUUGUUUGUUUUACUUGUUUCUAUUUAAAGACACUGCACAAUUACUUGUGUACAAUGCACUUUUGAGAGGGAAUCUUGUUGCUUUGUAUCCCAUGAGCCUUUGUUCAAGUUCAUAGGUAGGGAGUGUGUGAUUGCAGAUACGUACGGCUGCAUUUGUCAGAGGGACAUCUUAAUUUCUCUGACUUGUAAAUGAAAAUGUUUUAUGAAGAUAUCAUUUACAUACUAAAUAUUUAUAACACGAGGGAUUUGAGAUCAUUAUUUAAUAAACUGUGUGAUAAAUC